AUGGGCUACGAACGCAGACCUCCCAAUAUAUAUCCCGAUCAGGGAACCUCGUUCUCUGCGUCAUCGUCAACCACGUACUCACGACGCGUUCAGCAACAGGCUCCACGAACUCCAUCUCCCCCGGCUUCGGCAUACUUCUCAAAGUUCGUCGGUGACGAACAGGAACCACAGCCAACGCCCGAUGCUCAAGCACACUUUGCAUACUCCACGACUCUUCGCAGACACCACUUGGAUGGACCACUUAAUCUCGGAACUCCUCAUUCGAGCACUUUUCCCGGACUAGAGUCUCUGCGGUCUGCGGUCACAGACGAAGGCCCUUCCGGCCUUUGGGGUAGAUUGGUCAAAUUGGUGACUGGAAGAGCAGGGCAGUCUUCAGAGAAUGGUUAUACAUCGGUGCCCACAGGUGAGCAGAGACAACAAGAGACGCCUUCAGCGCGUUACGCAAAUCAUACCGUCGAGAGCACACUUGCAUCGUUCCAAACGUCCGCAACAGAUGGACUCCACUCCAACUCUGUACCAUCCCUCCGCGCGAUUCAUGGAUACAAUGAAUUCUCGGUCACCACUCCGGAGCCGGCACUUUUGAAGUUCGCAAAGACGAUCUACGAGAGUCCCUUGAUUUUGCUUCUGUGUGGAAGUGCCCUGAUCAGCGCAAUCAUGGGAAAUAUCGAUGACGCUGUCAGUAUAGCCGUGGCCGUUCUAAUCGUCCUGACAGUCGGCUUCAUCCAAGAACGGCGGUCAGAGAAGAGCCUGGAAGCAUUGAACAAGCUCGUUCCCCAUCAUUGUCAUAUAAUUCGGGAUGGCAACGCUAUUCAUGUCCUCGCCAACGAGGUCGUACCAGGCGAUAUCGUCACCUUUUCUACAGGCGAUCGUAUACCCGCAGACGUGAGGCUGAUCUCGGCCGUCGAUCUAGAAAUAGACGAGAGCAGUUUGACGGGCGAAACUACCGCGAGGCGGAAAGAUACCGAUCCGUGUCGCGCUCAGAACGGAAACGCGCAUGCUGGUCAUGUACAUUCCACAGGUGAGACCGUUGCUCUGGCUGACAGGACGUGCAUCGCAUACAUGGGCACCCUGGUUAGGAAUGGUAGAGGAUCAGGCGUGGUCAUUGCCAUUGGCACACAGACCGAGUUUGGUGUUAUUUUCUCCAUGAUGCAGGAUGUGGAAGAGCGUCGGACACCGUUACAACUGAGCAUGGACGAACUGGCACAGAAACUCUCGUUCAUCUCCUUCGGCAUCAUCGGCGUCAUCUGUCUGAUCGGUGUUCUGCAGAAACGCUCAUGGCUCGAUAUGUUCACUAUUGGAGUAUCCCUCGCUGUUGCUGCUAUCCCGGAAGGCUUGCCGAUUGUCACCACGGUAACACUCGCCUUGGGUGUGCUCCGCAUGUCCAAGAGAAAGGCCAUUGUUAAGAAACUACACUCCGUCGAGGCUUUAGGGUCGAUCUCCGUCAUCUGCUCGGAUAAAACCGGAACUCUUACGAAAAACGAACAAACUGUCACGGAAUUGUAUUCCGUCGACGAGGCAGUAACGAUUGAUCCUUCUUCCCCAACACCUCCACAUCGUGUUUCGGCAGCACUGUCGAAGACACUCAAGAUCGGAGCUCUGUGUAACAAUGCAUCUAUAACCCGUAACGAAGAAGGCAUCCAUGUGGGCCAGUCCACAGAUGUGGCUCUGCUUAACAUUCUCCCCGUUUUCGACAUGCCAGAUCCCAGACAUAACUUCACACGACUCUCCGAACUCCCAUUCAGUUCUGAGCGAAAGUACAUGGCCUUGAGCGGGACGCACUCGGGUCAAGUGGCGACUCUGCCCAGCGUGUCCAUGCUGAAUGGGUCAAGCCGGGAAAUGUACUAUAUCAAAGGCUCGAUCGACGCGAUCCUCGACCGAUGCAAAUUCUACUACGUCGCGGAAGACUCGACACCAGGCCUCGACGCCAACAUGCGAAGCGUCAUUCUAGGGAAAGCUCAAGCCAUCGCGAGCCGCGGUCUUCGCGUCAUCGCAAUGGCAUACGGAUUCGGAUCGGUCGAAAGCGGGAGCGCAGCGCCUUCCAGACCUCCGUCACGAGCGUCCACGCACUCGCAGAACAAGGAAGGGGCCAAUCUCGUUUUCACCGGCUUUGUGGCGAUGCUAGACCCUCCACGUAAGGGCGUGGCGGACGCGAUUGGGCUCCUGCAGAGCGGUGGAGUACAGGUAGUGAUGAUCACCGGCGACGCCGAACAGACUGCGCUGUCGAUCGCGCGCGACCUCGGGCUGCGGGUCCCGCGCGGAGCAGAUGCGAGCGACAGAUUCUGUUUGACAGGGCAGGCGAUCGAUCAGAUGACGAAGGCGCAGCUCAAGGAGCGUGUCGGUGGCGUGAGUGUGUUUGCGAGGACGAGCCCGAAGCACAAAAUGGCUAUCGUCGAGGCGUUCCAAGCGAGGGGCGCGAUCGUCGCGAUGACAGGUGACGGCGUGAAUGACGCGCCGGCCCUCAAGAUGGCUGACAUCGGGGUUUCGAUGGGCAAGAGUGGUACGGACGUGGCCAAAGAAGCUGCGGACGUCAUCCUCGUAGACGAUAACUUCAGCACUAUCUUACCUGCGGUAGAAGAAGGCAAAUCAAUAUUCCAUAAUAUCCAAAACUUCCUGUCGUUCCAACUUAGCACGGCCGCGGCUGCACUAACACUGAUCACUCUCAGCACACUACUUGGGCUGAGCAACCCCCUAAAUGCCAUGCAGAUCCUGUUCAUCAACAUUCUCAUGGACGGUCCGCCUAGUCAAUCGCUCGGAGUCGAUCCCGUCGAUCACGCCAUCAUGAAGAAACCCCCAAGGAGGAAAGACGAGCCGAUCAUCAGUCAACGCAUACUGUAUCGUAUCCUAUUUUCCGCGUCUAUCAUUGUCAUCGGAACGCUGUUCAUCUACACCUUUGCCCUGUCGGACGACCAUAUGUCUCGGCGCGAGCAAACUAUGACAUUCACCUGCUUCGUAUUCCUAGACCUCGUAUCGGCCCUGCAGAACCGCGGCCUCGGGUGCGGGAUGACGCAGAAUCGGAUGCUGCUCGGGACGGUCUCCGUCUCAUUCUUCACGCAACUCGCCUUGGUGUAUGUGCCCCUGAUGCAGGCGGUGUUCCAGACGGAGGCCCUGCCAGCAAACGAUCUGUGUCUUCUGCUGGGCCUCGCCGGGUCCUCGAUGGCGCUUCACGAGGGCCGCAGGAGGUACGAGCGGUCGCUGAACGCGACGGAGUCGUGGGCUUCUGCUACCGAGGAGAUGGCAUAAGGAAAUAAGGAGGCAGUACUAGACAGCUGAUAUUGUUUCAUUUAUUUUCCAUGCUGAGACCGGCUG
Heterobasidion irregulare TC 32-1 is the source of this 3306-nucleotide messenger RNA. Its product is annotated as P-type ATPase. Gene Ontology annotation, cellular component: endoplasmic reticulum; Golgi membrane; plasma membrane. The record is from RefSeq and is a predicted model, not a curated record. Gene Ontology annotation, molecular function: ATP binding; ATP hydrolysis activity; P-type calcium transporter activity. Lineage: Eukaryota; Fungi; Basidiomycota; Agaricomycetes; Russulales; Bondarzewiaceae. The transcript is spliced from 13 exons. Gene Ontology annotation, biological process: manganese ion transport; intracellular calcium ion homeostasis; calcium ion transmembrane transport. The coding region runs from base 1 to 3240 and encodes 1079 amino acids.